This is a messenger RNA of Fusarium graminearum PH-1, 906 nucleotides long. RefSeq lists its product as uncharacterized. NCBI's taxonomy places the organism in Eukaryota, Fungi, Ascomycota, Sordariomycetes, Hypocreales, Nectriaceae. Gene Ontology annotation, molecular function: DNA-binding transcription factor activity. Gene Ontology annotation, biological process: regulation of DNA-templated transcription. The coding region runs from base 1 to 906 and encodes 301 amino acids. The record is from RefSeq and is a predicted model, not a curated record. The transcript is spliced from 2 exons.
AUGGAAUACUCAGAGUGGUUGGAGCAUGGCUGGAUGCCAUCAAUCAGUGGCUAUCUCGAGAGCAACGAUUACCUGUCUGACUAUUGUCCGAUUGAUGAUAAUUUGCCUGGUCUCUCGAUAUACCAGACUCAAGAGGACUGGAACCCUUUUCCUUCUCCUCCAUACCCAACUGAGGAAGACAGUCCGGAAUCCGCGUGGCUUGCAGACAACGGUCAGGGGUGGCAUGAGGUCUCAGCCUUUGCAGAUACGUGCAUUGACCGACAGCACGUCGAGAGCACUCCUUCAGGGUCGACAGGUUCUAGACCUUCAACUCAGACUUCAGCUCGACUCAGCAAAAUCCAUUUACCCUCGGCAGGAGUCAGCACGGGUGAUAUUAUUGGUCAGCCACACGAUGAGCACAAGCACGAAGAGUUAGCUGAUUUGUCAACCGGAAAAGGCCGGACAAAACGGAAAUGCUUGUCUGAGGGAACGAAGGACACAGUCCGAUCAAGAGGUGCAUCGUCACGUUCCACAGUAAAGGCCAAUCGACAACAAAGAGUGAUGGAACAGAAUCGACUUGCCGCUUCCAGAUUCCGCAAACGAAAGCGCAGCACGGCAGAUGCACUGGGAAUGGACUUGGAGAGAUUGGAGGAUCAGCAUCGAGAACUCUCUAAGCACCGCAAUGGAUUACAAGACGAGUUGUUCAAGCUCAAGAGUCAAGUCCUCGAACACGGGAGCUGCGAUUGUGCUCUAAUGCGACAGUAUAUUGACAACGAGGCGCAUAGAAUAGUUCUUGAAUCUUCUCUUUCGACAUGGACUACCAUUGAACUGCCGCCGAUUCUUCACUUGGUGCUCGAUACAGUUACAUGGAAGUCCACGUCAUGUGCAACCAACGGGGCAGCCCUACGAACAGACAAAUCCAUCUAA